Molecule: messenger RNA, 10051 nt
Organism: Carassius auratus (goldfish)
Lineage: Eukaryota; Metazoa; Chordata; Actinopteri; Cypriniformes; Cyprinidae
Product: agglutinin-like protein 4
Exons: 24
Coding region: 1-9168 (3055 amino acids)
Biological process (GO): regulation of postsynaptic membrane neurotransmitter receptor levels; regulation of glutamate receptor signaling pathway
Source: RefSeq, a predicted model, not a curated record
AUGACCACCAGCCUGACCCAGAUGCUACCAACCAACAUGACCACCAACCUGACCCAGAUGCUACCACCCAACAUUACCACCAUCCUGACCCAGACGCAACCACCCAACAUUACCACUAACCUGACCCAGACAGACAUACCCAGCAUGACUACCAACCCAAACCAGAUGGGCCCUCUCAACAUGACGACAAACCAGAACGAGAUGGGCCCUCUCAACUUGACCACCAAUCUGACUCAAACGGGCCCCUUCAACACGACUUCGAGCUUGAUCCAGACAUACCCUGCCAACAUGACUGCCAACCUGACCCAGACACACCCUCCUAAUAUAACCACCAACCAGACUCAAACACUCCCUCCCAACAUAACCACCAACCUGACCGAGACACCACCUCUCAACAUAACUGCCAGUCUGACCCAGACACCCCCUCCUAACAUAGCCAUCAACCUGACUCAAACACUCCCUCCUAACAUAACCACCAGCCUGAACCAGACACCCCCUCCCAACAUAACUGCCAACCUGACCCAGACACUCCCUCCUAUCAUAACCACCAACCAGACUCAAACACUCCCUCCCAACAUAACCACCAACCUGACCGAGACACCACCUCUCAACAUAACUGCCAGUCUGACCCAGACACCCCCUCCUAACAUAGCCAUCAACCUGACUCAAACACUCCCUCCUAACAUAACCACCAGCCUGAACCAGACACCCCCUCCCAACAUAACUGCCAACCUGACCCAGACACUCCCUCCUAUCAUAACCACCAACCAGACUCAAACACUCCCUCCCAACAUAACCACCAACCUGACUGAGACACCACCUCUCAACAUAACUGCCAGUCUGACCCAGACACCCCCUCCUAACAUAGCCAUCAACCUGACUCAAACACUCCCUCCUAACAUAACCACCAGCCUGACUCAAACACUCCCUCCCAACAUAACCACCAACCUGACCCAAACACACCCUCCCAACAUAACUGCCAGUCUGACCCAGACACCCCCUCCAAACAUAACUGCCAACCUGACCCAGACCCUCCCUCCCAACAUAACCACCAACCUGACCCAGACACCCCCUCACAACAUAACUACCAACCUGGCCCAGACACUCCCUCCCAACAUUACUACAAUCCCUCCCAACAUAAGUACCAACCUGACCCAGACACUGCCUCCCAAUAUUACCACAAACCCGACCCAGGCAGGCCCCCUCACUGUAACAAACAUUAUAACAACAUCAGACUCUAAUACUCAGUCACCAGACAUCACUGGCAGGGAUAACUGCAGGAGGGAUAGGGCAUGUUUUUCUGCUCCACCUUCCUGUAAUCCAGGUGUAGAAGGUUCCUGCUAUUUUCUCUCCACAAGAGGAGUGAGCGGAAAUACAGAUAAUUUUACUUUUGAGCUCAGCGGUGAGACAGAUGGUUACAUUGGAGCUGGCCUAUCUCGAGACAACAGUGGUCAGGGUGCCACAGUUUAUUCUUGCGCCAAAUUGAAUGGUGCACUGAGGUUAAUUCGUUCCACACUGAACAAUCAAAUACUGACACAGGAUAAUACAUUUAUCCCUGGAAGCUUCAAAGGCUCAGUCAUCGGUAGAAAGAUUCAAUGCAUUUUCAAUGCUGCAGGUCUUAGCAGCACCACCCGUUCUGCAACUACAGACACUUUUGUCUUCCUUGUAACAGGGAGCAUAUCAAAUGGUUCUCUGGAUUCUCCAGUCAGUAGACUGGCCACAAAUGGUUCAGUGGACUUGAGCAACCCUAACAGUACGGAUAUUUCAGUGAUAACACCCAGUACAAAUGCAACUGCAUCUAAUACCACAGCAACAUCAACCACCACUGUGGCAUCUACAAACUUGACCCAGACGGUCCCUCCAAACAUGACCACCAACCUGAGUCCAACGGGCCCCCUCAACACGACUGUGAACUUGACCCAGACAUACCCUCCCAACACGACUGCUAACCUGACCCAGACACCCCCUCCUAACAUAACCUCUGACCAGACUCAAACACUCCCUCCCAACAUAACCACCAACCUGAACCAGACACUCCCUCCCAACAUAACUGACAACUUGAACCGAACACUCCCUCCUAACAUAACCACCAACCAAACUCAGACACCCCCUCCAAACAUAACCACCAACCUGUCCCAGACACUCACUCCCAACAUAACCACCAACCUGACCCAAACACUCCCUCCUAUCAUAACCACCAACCAGAGUCAAACACUCCCUCCUAACAUAACCACCAACCAAACUCAGACACCCCCUCCAAACAUAACCACCAACCUGACCCAAACACUCCCUCCUAUCAUAACCACCAACCAGACUCAAACACUCCCUCCAAACAUAACCACCAACCAAACUCAAACACACCUUCCCAACAUAACCACCAACCUGAGCCAGACACCCCCUCUCAACAUAACCACCAACCUGACUCAAACACUCCCUCCCAACAUAACCACCAACUUGACCCAGACACCCCCUCCAAACAUAACUGCCAGUCUGACCCAGACACACCCUCCAAACAUAACUGCCAACCUGACCCAGACACUCACUCCCAACAUAACCACCAACCUGACCCAGACACAGAGUCCCAACAUAACUGCAAACCUGACCCAGACACUCCCUCCAAACAUAACCACCAACCAGACCCAAACAAGCCCUCCCAACAUAACCACCAACUUGAUCCAGACACUCCCUCCCAACAUUACUGCCAACCUGACCCAGACACUGCCUCCCAAUAUUACCACAAACCCGACCCAGACACGGCCCCUCACUGUAACAAACAUUAUAACAACAUCAGGCUCUAAUACACAGUCACCAGACAUCACUGGCAGGGAUAACUGCAGGAGGGAUAGGGCAUGUUUCUCCGCUCCACCUUCCUGUAAUCCUGGUGCAGAAGGUUCCUGCUAUUUUCUCUCCACAAGAGGAGUGAGCGGAAAUACCGAUAAUUUUACUUUUGAGCUCAGUGGCGAGACAGAUGGUUACAUUGGAGCAGGCCUCUCUCGUGACAACACUGGUCAAGGAGCCACUGUCUAUUCUUGCGCCAACAUCAAUGGUGCACUGAAGUUCUUCCGUUCCACACUGAACAAUCAAAGACUGGCUCAGGAUAACACAUUCAUCCCUGGAAGCUUCAAAGGCUCAGUCAUCGGUAGAAAGAUUCAAUGCAUUUUCAAUGCUGCAGGUCUUAGUAGCACCACCCGUUCUGCAACUACAGACACUUUUGUCUUCCUUGUAACAGGGAGCAUAUCAAAUGGUUCUCUGGAUUCUCCAGUCAGUAGACUGGCCACGAAUGGUUCAGUGGACUUAAGCAACCCUAACAGUACGGAUAUUUCCGUAAUAACACCCAGUACAAAUGCCACUGCAUCUAAUACCACAGCAACAUCAACCACCACUGUGGCAUCUAUAAACUUGACCCAGACGGUCCCUCCAAACAUUACCACCAACCUGACUCCAACGGGCCCCCUCAACACGACUGUGAACUUGACCCAGACAUACCCCCCCAACAUGACUGCUAACCUGACCCAGACACCCCUUCCUAACAUAACCACUGACCAGACUCAAACACUCCCUCCAAACAUAACCACCAACCUGAACCAGACACUCCCUCACAACAUAACUGACAACCUGAACUGGACACUCCCUCCUAACAUAACCACCAACCUGACUCAAACACUCCCUCCAAACAUAACCACCAACCAAACUCAAACACACCCUCCCAACAUAACCACCAACCUGACUCAAACACUCCCUCCCAACAUAACCACCAACCUGACCCAAACACUCCCUCCUAUCAUAACCACCAACCAGACUCAAACACUCCCUGCUAACAUAACCACCAACCAGACUCAAACACUCCCUCCUAACAUAACCACCAACCAAACUCAAACACACCCUCCCAACAUAACCACCAACCUAACUCAAACACUCCCUCCCAACAUAACCACCAACUUGACCCAGACACCCCCUCCAAACAUAACUGCCAGUCUGACCCAGACACAACCUCCAAACAUAACUGCCAACCUGACCCAGACACUCAAUCCCAACAUAACCACCAACCUGACCCAGACACAGAGUCCCAACAUAAUUGCAAACUUGACCCAGACACUCCCUCCGAACAUAACCACCAACCAGACCCAAACAAGCCCUCCCAACAUAACCACCAACUUGAUCCAGACACUCCCUCCCAACAUUACUGCCAACCUGACCCAGACACUGCCUCCCAAUAUUACCACAAACCCGACCCAGACACGGCCCCUCACUGUAACAAACAUUAUAACAACAUCAGGCUCUAAUACACAGUCUCCAGACAUCACUGGCAGGGAUAACUGCAGGAGGGAUAGGGCGUGUUUCUCCGCUCCACCUGCCUGUAAUCCAGGUGCAGAAGGUUCUUGCUAUUUUCUCUCCACAAGAGGAGUGAGCGGAAAUACAGAUAAUUUUACUUUUGAGCUCAGUGGCGAGACAGAUGGUUACAUUGGAGCAGGCCUCUCUCGUGACAACACUGGUCAAGGAGCCACUGUCUAUUCUUGCGCCAACAUCAAUGGUGCACUGAAGUUCUUCCGUUCCACACUGAACAAUCAAAGACUGGCUCAGGAUAACACAUUCAUCCCUGGAAGCUUCAAAGGCUCAGUCAUCGGUAGAAAGAUUCAAUGCAUUUUCAAUGCUGCAGGUCUUAGUAGCACCACCCGUUCUGCAACUACAGACACUUUUGUCUUCCUUGUAACAGGGAGCAUAUCAAAUGGUUCUCUGGAUUCUCCAGUCAGUAGACUGGCCACAAAUGGUUCAGUGGACUUAAGCAACCCUAACAGUACGGAUAUUUCCAUAAUAACACCCAGUACAAAUGCCACUGCAUCUAAUACCACAGCAACAUCAACCACCGCUGUGGCAUCUAUAAACUUGACCCAGACGGUCCCUCCAAACAUUACCACCAACCUGACUCCAACGGGCCCCCUCAACACGACUGUGAACUUGACCCAGACAUACCCUCCCAACAUGACUGCUAACCUGACCCAGACACCCCCUCCUAACAUAACCACUGACCAGACUCAAACCUUCCCUCCCAACAUAACCACCAACCAGACUCAGACACCCCCUCCCAACAUAACCACCAACCUGACCCAGACACUCGCUCCCAACAUAACCACCAACCUGACCCAAACACUCCCUCCUAUCAUAACCACCAACCAGACUCAAACACUCCCUCCCAACAUAACCACCAACAUGACACAGACACCCCCUCUCAACAUAACCACCAACCUGACUCAAACAAUACCUCCCAACAUAACCACCAACUUGACCCAGACACCCCCUCCAAACAUAACUGCCAGUCUGACCCAGACAUCCCCUCCAAACAUAACUGCCAACCUGACCCAGACACUCACUCCUAACAUAACCACCAACCAAACUCAAACUCACCCUCCUAACAUAACCACCAACCUGACCCAGACUCCCCCUCUCAACAUAACCACCAACCUGACUCAAACACUCCCUCCCAACAUAACCACCAAUUUUACCCAGACACCCCCUCCAAACAUAACUGCCAUUCUGACCCAGACACCCCCCCCAAACAUAACCACCAACCUGACUCAAACACUCCCUCCCAACAUAACCACCAACCUGACCCAGACACUCCCUCCCAACAUAACUGCCAACCUGACCCAGACACUCCCUCCCAACAUAACCACCAGCCUGAACCAGACACUCCCUCCCAACAUAACUGCCAACCUGACCCAGACACUCCCUCCCAACAUAACUGCCAACGUGACCCAGACACUCCCUCCCAACAUAAACACCAACCUGACCCAGACACACCCUCCCAACAUAACUGCAAACCUGACCCAGACACUCCCUCCCAACAUAACCACCAACCAGACCCAAACAAGCCCUCCCAACAUAACCACCAACUUGAUCCAGACACUCCCUCCCAACAUUACUGCCAACCUGACCCAGACACGGCCUCCCAAUAUUACCACAAACCCAACCCAGACACGCCCCUUCACUGUAACCAACAUUAUAACAACAUCAGGCUCUAAUACACAGUCACCAGACAUCACUGGCAGGGAUAACUGCAGGAGGGAUAGGGCAUGUUUCUCCGCUCCACCUUCCUGUAAUCCAGGUGCAGAAGGUUCCUGCUAUUUUCUCUCCACAAGAGGAGUGAGCGGAAAUACAGAUAAUUUUACUUUUGAGCUCAGUGGCGAGACAGAUGGUUACAUUGGAGCAGGCCUCUCUCGUGACAACAGUGGUCAAGGAGCCACUGUCUAUUCUUGCGCCAAUAUCAAUGGUGCACUGAAGUUUUUCCGUUCCACACUGAACAAUCAAAGACUGGCUCAGGAUAACACAUUCAUCCCUGGAAGUUUCCGUGGUUCAGUGAAUAGAGGAAAGAUUCAGUGCAUUUUCAAUGCUGCAGGUCUCAGCAGCAUCACUCGUGCGGCAACCACAGACACUUAUGUCUUCUUUGUAACAGGCAGUGUCUCAAAUGGUUCUCUGGAUUCUCCAGUCACUAGACUGUCUACAAAUGGUUCAGUGGACUUAAGCAACCCUAACAGCACAGAUGUUUCAGUAAUAACACCCACUACAGAUUCCACCACUACAGCCCCAAACACCACCACACCUUAUUCAUCUGUAGCAUUAAACACCACUACAGCCCCGAACACCACAGCACCUAAUUCGUCUGUAGCAUUAAACACCACUACAGCCCCGAACACCACAGUACCUAAUUUGUCUGUAGCAUUAAACACCACUACAGCCCCGAACACCACCGUACAUAAUUCCUCUGUAGCAUUAAACACAACCUCAGCCCCGAACACCACAUCAAAUACCACUGUAGCAUUAAACAUCACUACCGCUCCGAACACCACCCCAGCUAAUUCCUCUGUAGCAUUAAACACCACUACAGCCCCGAACAUCACCGUACCUAAUUCCUCUGUAGCAUUAAACACGACCUCAGCCCUGAAUACCACAUCAUCUAAUUCCACUGUAGCAUUAAACACCACUACAGCCCCGAACACCACCGCACCUAAUUCCUCUGUAGCAUUAAACACCACUACAGCCCCGAACACCACCACAUAUAAUUCCUCUGUUGCAUUAAACACCACUACAGCCCCGAACAUCACCGUACCUAAUUCCUCUGUAGCAUUAAACACGACCUCAGCCCUGAAUACCACAUCAUCUAAUUCCACUGUAGCAUUAAACACCACUACAGCCCCGAACACCACCGCACCUAAUUCCUCUGUAACAUUAAACACCACUUCAGCCCCGAAUACCACAUCAUCUAAUUCCACUGUAGCAUUGAACACCACUACAGCCCCAAACACCACCACAUCUAAUUCCUCUCUAGCAUUAAACACCACUAAACCCCCGAACACCACAUCAUCUAACUCCACUGUAGCAUUAAACACCACUACAGUCCCGAACACCACCACAUCUAAUUCCUCUGUAGCAUUAAACACCACUUCAGCCCCGAAUACCACAUCAUCUAAUUCCACUGUAGCAUUAAACACCACUACAGCCCCAAACACCACCACAUCUAAUUCCUUUGUAGCAAUAAACACCACUAAUGCCCCGAAUACCACAUCAUCUAAUUCCACUGUAGCAUUAAACACCACUACAGUACCGAACACCACCACAUCUAAUUCCUCUGUAGCAUUAAACACCACUAAAGCCCCAAAUACCACAUCAUCUAAUUCCACUGUAGCAUUAAACACCACUACAGCCCCAAACACCACCACAUCUAAUUCCUUUGUAGCAAUAAACACCACUAAUGCCCCGAAUACCACAUCAUCUAAUUCCACUGUAGCAUUAAACACCACUACAGCCCCAAACACCACCACAUCUAAUUCUUCUGUAGCAUUAAAUACCACUACAGCCCCGAACACCACCACAUCUAAUUCUUCUGUAGCAUUAAACAUCACUAAAGCCCCGAACACCACCGCAUACAAUUCCUCUGUAGCAUUUAACACCACUAAAGCCCCGAACACCACCGCAUCUAAUUCCACUGUAGCAUUAAACACCACUACAUCUCCGAACACCACCGCACCUAAUCUCUCUGUAGCAUUUAACACCACUAAAGCCCCAAAUACCACCGCAUCUAAUUCCACUGUAGCAUUAAACACCACUACAGCCCCGAACACCACCGUACCUAAUUCCUCUGUAGCAUUUAACACCACUAAAGCCCCAAAUACCACCACAUCUAAUUCCACUGUAGCAUUAAACACCACUACAGCCCCGAACACCACCACAUCUAAUUCCACUGUAGCAUUAAACACCACUAAACCCCCAAAUACCACAACAUCGAAUUCCUCUGUAGCAUUAAACACCACUACAGCCCCAAACACCACCACAUCUAAUUCUUCUGUAGCAUUAAACACCACUAAAGCCCCGAACACCACCGCACCUAAUUCCACUGCAACAUCAAAUUCCACUGCAUCCUCAAAUCCCACUGCAUCUACUGCCACUGGAGUAUCUACAGCUAAUAGUGGUACAACAAAUGAGAAAGUCACCAAGGACAACUGUAAGAAGGACAGGGCAUGUUUCUCUACUCCAGCCAACUGUGAUCCAUCGAGCUCAAGUGGCUGCAUUUUCGCCUCCACAAGAGUGGUGAAUGGAAACUCAGAUAACCUCACUUUUGAGCUCAGUGGGGAAUCAAACGGUUACAUUGCAGUUGGCCUGUCUCCAGACAAGAAGGAGGGUGAUGAUGACACCGUCUACUCUUGUGCCAAUGACAAUGGUGUGGCGAAGUUCAUUCGUGCCAGACUGAACAACUCCAUUCUGACUCCAGAUAAGACUUUUAACCCUGGAUCCUUCCGUGGCUCUGUGAACGGCACCAGGAUUCAGUGCAUUUUUGUAGCUGCAGGUCUCAGCACUAACACCCGUGCGGCAAACACAAAUACUUUCCUCUUUUUCUUUACUGGCAACUUUACAAAUGGCACUCUGGGGUCUCCAGUCACACGAAUGUCUACAAAUUCAUCGGUUGAUCUAACCAACACUAACAGCUCAGACGUUGCCAUAUUAACACCUAAUACAAACACAGAUAAUACUGCCACUACUACCGUUUCUACUACUGUGACAACUACUACUAAAGCAAAACCUGCUACUACAGCUGGGAGCAAUGCACUGCAUCAUGCUGCAUCUCAGGCUGCUCUGGUAAUUCUCUCAGGGAUCCUUGCAGUGCUCCUGUUGUAAGGAUGCUGCCGAGCACAUUUGCUUUCUGAAACUGGUCGAUGAGCACUGAACGCUUGAUGAACCCAACACCAAAGUAUAUGUUAUUCUGCAUAUUUAUAACUGUGCAAUAGUGCAACUCUGGGUACAAUGAAGAAAGGAGCUAAAAAUACGGGGAGAGGGGCAUUACAUCAUUUAUUUAAUCUGAGUGUUUGUGUGAGAGAGAUUGUGUUUAUGAAUGUUUUUUGCGAGUGUUAGUGUUUGUAUUCUGAUAAUGUGAUAACUUUUUGUCUGAGCCAUCAUGUGGCUAAAAUUAUCUAAGAGAAUUAUUUUCAAAUGUCUUAAUUUAUUUUUACUGUUGUCUCGAUCUAUUGAUUGCCUGUAAGUUCUAAAUGAAGACCUUUUUUUUUUUUAUAUGCAUAAUAAAAUGUUCAAGUACAAAGAAAACAAACAAAAAAAACUGGUAGAUCAGUGUUUGGACUAAGGGUUAAAGUGAGAAAGAACAAAGCUAAAUCCACCAGCAUGCAUAGUCAGGAUAGUAAAUUAGUGAAAGACUUCCCAUAUUGUUGGUCAAAGGCUGAACGUGUAAUCAAGCACUAUGGUUUUUCAGAAGAAAUUUAUGACACUAGAUAGAAGUUGAAUUAGACACAACAUGGACAGGUUGUGACAUUCUCUCAUGCUCAAAAACUAUUAACACAACCACAAAUCGAUCAAAUGUGUAGGGUAGAAGUUUGUAAAUCACCAUUUAGAAAUUUACUUGAUUAAAAGUCUCAAAGUAUGUGAUAUUUAUUGUACAAAAGUUAUUUUUUUCUUCAUCUUACACACUUAAGUAUUUCCUUCAUUCUAUAUGCACUUAAGUAUAGAUAGUAAAAGUACAAGGAAAUGGAAAAUAAGCACAUAAAUCUAA